Clonostachys solani is the source of this 618-nucleotide messenger RNA. NCBI's taxonomy places the organism in Eukaryota, Fungi, Ascomycota, Sordariomycetes, Hypocreales, Bionectriaceae. The record is from the annotation of a GenBank genome assembly.
AUGUAUUCGGAUUAUUGCGACCGCUGCGACCGGCAGUUCAACUCUGAAUCAGCACUGGACCAACACAUCCGGGACUCGCCCAGGCACCACGUCUGUUACGCCUGCGAUGACGACUUCGGAGAUAGGGAUGAUCUCGAACGACACUGCGAAGAUUGCCAUUUCUACUGCAGGGAUUGCGGUCGAUUUUUUGACAGUGCUGAAGACCUCGAACAGCACGACAUAUUACAGCACGACAUGUGCAUCACCUGCGGAAGAUAUUUCAGCUCGGAAUCCAAUCUUAAAAAUCAUCAACUGACGCAUAUGGAGAAAAGCAUUGACUGCCCUGGCUGCGAACGCUACUUCAUAACGUAUUUUGCCAUGCUUCUGCAUUUGGAAACGGGCACUUGCAGCUCCGGUGUCAAUCGAGAGAGGAUUACCGAGCUCGCGUUCGAGUGCCGUCAGUCGCAGUACUAUGCCAGUAGCAAGGACGACUUUGAUUUUGAAUGCCCGGAUUGUGCUGCGCCGUUUUCCUAUAUCAGCGGCCUUUUCCAACAUGUACAAAGCGAAGCAUGUGACGAAGAGCUGGAUAAACAGAGCCCUCUGAGGGUUUUUCUUCGAUUUUUAAGCCGACGUGUAUGA